Pungitius pungitius (ninespine stickleback) is the source of this 2882-nucleotide messenger RNA. It is a transcript of the gene cdk5, whose product is annotated as cyclin dependent kinase 5. Gene Ontology annotation, molecular function: ATP binding; cyclin-dependent protein serine/threonine kinase activity. The record is from RefSeq and is a predicted model, not a curated record. Lineage: Eukaryota; Metazoa; Chordata; Actinopteri; Perciformes; Gasterosteidae. The coding region runs from base 198 to 1076 and encodes 292 amino acids. Gene Ontology annotation, biological process: neuron apoptotic process; synaptic vesicle transport; protein phosphorylation. The transcript has 12 exons. Gene Ontology annotation, cellular component: nucleus; cytoplasm.
UUUCGGGAGUGAUGCACUUCGCGUUUUGGCCUCUAGAGGACCAACAAAACAAGCCCUGCUGCCGACCGACCGGGAGCAGCGAGUGCAGAUAGCUUUAAGCUAACGCUAGCUAUCAUAACAUUAUCGGAACACCAAUCUGGGGAUUUAAUCAGCCAUUGGUUUGCUAGCUCGCCAAAGGCUGGCUUCACUGGCCAAACAUGCAGAAAUAUGAAAAGCUUGAAAAAAUCGGGGAGGGCACCUAUGGGACAGUUUUCAAGGCUAAAAACAGAGAAACCCACGAAAUCGUGGCUCUGAAAAGGGUCAGGUUGGACGACGACGACGAGGGGGUGCCAAGUUCUGCUCUGAGAGAAAUCUGCCUUCUGAAGGAACUAAAGCAUAAAAACAUUGUCAGACUACACGAUGUCCUGCACAGUGACAAGAAGCUAACCUUGGUGUUUGAAUAUUGUGAUCAGGAUUUGAAGAAGUAUUUUGACAGCUGCAAUGGGGAUCUGGAUCCUGAAACUGUGAAGUCGUUCAUGUUCCAGCUGUUGAAAGGCCUUGCUUUCUGUCACAGUCGAAACGUUCUUCAUAGAGAUCUGAAGCCACAGAAUCUGCUCAUCAACAGAAAUGGAGAGUUGAAGCUGGCUGACUUUGGGUUGGCUCGCGCCUUUGGCAUUCCUGUGAGGUGUUACUCAGCAGAGGUGGUGACUUUGUGGUACCGGCCUCCUGACGUGCUGUUUGGUGCAAAGCUUUAUUCAACCUCUAUUGACAUGUGGUCUGCUGGAUGCAUAUUUGCUGAGCUGGCUAACGCGGGGAGACCUUUAUUUCCCGGGAACGACGUGGACGACCAGUUGAAAAGAAUCUUCAGGUUGUUGGGUACUCCGACCGAGGAGCAGUGGCAGACGAUGACGAAGCUGCCCGACUACAAGCCGUAUCCCAUGUAUCCGGCCACCACCUCGCUGGUGAACGUGGUUCCCAAACUAAGUAGCACAGGACGGGAUCUACUCCAGAACCUGUUGAAAUGUAACCCUGUCCAGAGGAUCUCUGCAGAAGAGGCCUUGCAGCACCCUUACUUUGCGGAUUUCUGCCUACCCUAAACUCGCCCCCCCCCUCACGCGGCCGGUCUCCACUAAACACUCCCCCACACCCCGCAAACGUUUAAUUUCUGCUGUGCCUCCGUGUGGAACUAAGUCCUGCAGGCGCCGCAAGGUUUUAGGGUCUUUAAAAGUCACAAGCCUUUUUUUAUUUGGUACACUGGCACGGCCGAGGUAAUUAGCACUGUGUGUUGCAUUAAUUACAUUUUAGACCUGUGGAAACAGUGGUGAACGAGACGCCCCAUUAAACGCAAAAUAUAUUGGCCAUAAAAGACAAAUCAUUCUUUUUUUUGAUGAGGAUCAUUUAAAUACUGUCAUUAAAAGGACUGUAUAAUGGUUCUCAAUGAUCUUUGGCAUUACUGUACCACGGUCUGUUCUUCCUUAGAAGCCGAAUAUAUAUAUAUAUAUAUAUAUAUAUAUAUAUUAUAUGUUCUGGUUCUGGUGCAUCUUUGGGCCGAUAAGUUAGCUAGAGACACAGAUUUCAGGGGGCAGCCAAUGCUAAAGUCAAAUUAAUUCAUGUGUUUUGGAACUUGGAAGUAAGGGUAUUCAUUUCAAAAGUUUUGAAUCAAUUUGACAUUUUAGGAGUUCUACUUCUUUUUUUAUGACUAAGUCCGAAUGACUUCCGUAGGAAUUUUUGGAUAGAACUACUGUAUGUGAUUUGGUACUAACCUCUUUCCAUUACAGAAUUACUUCAUUAUCAAUAUCUAUUAAUAUUGACAAAGUGUUCCCCAUUCAUACAAAACGUCUCCGUAGACAAAUGAAACAUUUUGUCUGCUUUGAACGGACUAAAAACCAUUAAAAUGAGUAAUUGGAAGACUGUUUCCCCAAUAAUUAGCACCAAACCACAUACUUAUUUCCAGGGGAUUAUUACGCAAUUACAGACCUGUAAAUUACACUGUUGUAAUUUUGUCUUUUUAUUUUAUUUACAAUACUUUUUUUUUUUUCUCACAGUACAACUUUGUCCCAUUUCCUUUUACAAGAUUGUAAAAUAGCAGGAGAAGCUAAUUUAUGACAUUCUUCUCAGACAUUUUUAAUUUUCCCUUUUGUAUUUGUCUUUUGUGCACUUUGUUACUUUUAUUUUAAUGUUUAGUAUAUGAAUAUUAAAUGUGGUGAACACUGACGGAUGGAUUAUAGCCGGUUAUCAACACAUGGGGCAAUAUACACACACACACAUUAUAUGUAUAUAUAUAUAUAUGUGUAUAUAUAUAUAUAUUCUGUGUGCGUGUCCAUUAGUGAUGCAUUACUUUGUUUUUUAACAUCAUCUGUAUCAUAAUUAGUCUUUUAGCUUUGUUAAAAUACUUUUGUAACUGUUAGAAGAGGCCAGGUAAUCCACGGAAAAUCUGUAUUUUCAUAAGAUUGUUUUGCACCAUCAGCUGUUUCCAUCCUGGUAACUUAUUUUAUUAACAUUGUUAAGAGCUCGUAGUGUCAAAGGAUCUAUGUUGGUUUUGCCGAUGAUGUAACCGGAUUAAGGAUGCAUGUAUUUAUUAAUCAUGGGAUGCCCAUUUGUUCCACAUUUGUUUAAACGGCAGCACGGCUUCAUUCGGUACAGAAACUCCUGUUGAAUGAUUUAAUGUGAUUCAGAUUUCUUUUUUUCUUUUUUUUUAAAGCAUCUUUUAGGAUUUAAAAUGUCCGAAGGUUGUGUGUGUGCUUUGAGUUAUACGGAUGAAAACAAGGCGCACUGCUUGGGUUUGAAUGGACAGUGGGUUUUGCACUUUGCUGGCAUCUUUGUUUUGGUUUGGUCAGUCUUUUUGUGAACAUGUCAGCCAAUAAGAUUGAGUAGAGAGGACAUAAAGACAUUUUUGCUUUCGA